This is a messenger RNA of Clupea harengus (Atlantic herring), 1161 nucleotides long. RefSeq names its product dihydrodiol dehydrogenase, tandem duplicate 2 (gene dhdh.2). Lineage: Eukaryota; Metazoa; Chordata; Actinopteri; Clupeiformes; Clupeidae. The record is from RefSeq and is a predicted model, not a curated record. Gene Ontology annotation, molecular function: nucleotide binding.
CAUUAGAAACUAGGCACGGGGUGUCUCCGCCUUUGGCUGUAUAUGGUUAGUCGGUGACGGCAAUAUGGCAACUAGGUGGGGAAUUUGUACCGCGGGACAGAUCAGCAAUGACUUCACCGUCGCCCUUAAGACACUCCCUCCGGAAGACCACCAGGUGGUUGCGGUAGCCGCUCGUAGCCUUGCACGAGCCCAGGAGUUUGCGCAGAAGCACGACAUCCCGCGCGCCUAUGGAAGCUAUGAUGAACUCGCCAACGAUCCGGAGAUUGAUGUGGUGUAUGUGGGCACCAUACACCCCAAACAUCUGCCAGUGAGCCUGCUCUUCAUGAACGCCAAGAAGAACGUACUGUGUGAGAAGCCUCUGGCUAUGAACCUCAGGGAGGUCCAGGAGAUGGUUGCUGCGGCCAAGCUCAACAACAUCUUCUUCAUGGAGGCCGUGUGGACCCGGUUCUUCCCUGCCUCCAUGGAGAUAAGCAGGCUGCUGGCACAGGGGGAGGUGGGUGAGGUGAAGAUGGUGCGGGCGGAUUUCGGGGUGUCCAUUGCACACAUCCCCCGAACCGUGGAGAAGGAACUGGGCGGCGGAGCCCUGCUGGACAUAGGCGUGUACUGCCUGCAGUUCAUUCUCAUGGUGUUUAAUGGGGAGAGGCCUGAGUGUAUUCAAGCCACUGGCGUCUGUCUGGAUACAAGGGUGGACGAGGCCAUGGUGGUAACCCUGAGGUUCUCGCGGGGCAGGAUGGCCGUGUGCCGCUGCACCGUAACUACAGAGCUGCCCAACGAUGCGGUCAUCUCCGGCACUAAAGGCAGCAUCAGGGUCCCGGAGCACAUGUGGUGCCCCACGACCCUGCUGGUGAAAAAGAAGGAGACGCAGUACCCGCUGCCUGAGCCCCACCUGCCCCUCAACUUCACCUUCAGCACGGGCAUGCGCUACGAGGCCGAGGAGGUGCGCCAGUGUCUGCUCAAAGGGUUGAAGGAGUGUCCACGCAUGACACACGCAGACUCAGCCCUCCUGGCGGAGAUCAUGGACGAGGCGAGGCGACAGGUUGGAGUCACUUACAGCCAGGACUGCCAGUGACCCUUACACACACACACACACACACACACACACACACACACACACACACUCUGAGUUCAGUUCAAGUCAAUAAAUUUCAUCCAUAAAAAGGU